Messenger RNA from Chiloscyllium plagiosum (whitespotted bambooshark), 472 nucleotides. It is a transcript of the gene romo1, whose product is annotated as reactive oxygen species modulator 1. NCBI's taxonomy places the organism in Eukaryota, Metazoa, Chordata, Chondrichthyes, Orectolobiformes, Hemiscylliidae. The record is from RefSeq and is a predicted model, not a curated record. Gene Ontology annotation, cellular component: TIM23 mitochondrial import inner membrane translocase complex. Gene Ontology annotation, biological process: protein import into mitochondrial matrix; protein insertion into mitochondrial inner membrane.
AGCAGGAGGCGGGGCAUUCACUGCUCAACGCACAUCCGGCCACUGUGCACACGCCACGUCCGGUGGGAUGAGAAGAUUAUCUGAGGGUGUAAGACCGACUUUACGAUGCCAGUCACUGUGGGACCGUAUGGGCAGUCACAGCCCAGCUGCUUUGACAGGGUUAAAAUGGGCUUCAUGAUGGGCUGUGCAGUUGGCAUGGCAGCUGGUGCACUUUUUGGCAGUUUCUCAUGCCUCAGGUUGGGGCUGAGAGGCCGAGAGCUGCUGGGUGGUGUCGGGAAGACCAUGAUGCAGAGCGGAGGCACCUUUGGAACCUUCAUGGCAAUUGGAAUGGGAAUCAGAUGUUAACAAAAUUGUUUUUCUUCCUUUCUGCUGAAAUUUCAAAUAUUGCAGAUAAUGUAUCAACUGGCUCUGCCCCCUGAUUACAAGCUGUAUAAUAAUGGAAAUUAAAGUGUAUGAUUUACUGUUGCUUCAA